This is a messenger RNA of Myzus persicae (green peach aphid), 4083 nucleotides long. Its product is annotated as E3 ubiquitin-protein ligase SHPRH-like. The transcript is spliced from 20 exons. Gene Ontology annotation, biological process: protein polyubiquitination; DNA damage response. Bases 216 to 4001 code for a protein of 1261 amino acids. Gene Ontology annotation, molecular function: ATP-dependent chromatin remodeler activity; ubiquitin protein ligase activity; ATP binding. Gene Ontology annotation, cellular component: nucleus. Lineage: Eukaryota; Metazoa; Arthropoda; Insecta; Hemiptera; Aphididae. The record is from RefSeq and is a predicted model, not a curated record.
GCUCUCUGCUCACUCGUUCCACUGCCACCGUCCUCACCAGUCUUCGGUCUUCCGACUCGUUCUGCGUCUGCUCCCUUUCCCUGUUCAACCGCGUUCCUCGUCCAUCUCUCACGAUUUCACGGUGAUCGUCGACCGACAAUAAAUGUUAUUGUGAAAUAAUAUUAUUUUUCGUGUCGAUCAUUUUUCCCGUGACUCGAUUGGACAAAUUUUCAAAAAUGCCAAACUCCGUGUCCAAUUCACCGCAACCCGGGCCGAGCGGUGCAGCACGACGGGCCAAGGCUCCUAAACGCACGCGGUGGGCGAGAAUACAGGCAGCGGCGGCGAGAAAACGGGCAGCGGCGGCGAAAAAACGGGCAGAGAAACUUCAAGCACUGGCCCCUCCAAGUCCACCGAAGUAUACGGUGAUCACGAUGCCGAACGGCGAUAUGAUACUACAAAUUUACCAAGAACCUGGAGAUAUGCCACAGAUUGUUGAAAUGAUGACUAAAAAAAAUUUUCCACUCUUGAUGUGUUCAGAAGACGAUGGGUACAACCCACUACUUUUAAAAUCCAUUCAGUUUUAUCAUCAGGAUACUAAAGACAGAUUGGUAGUACCACCACAUAUUAAGUUAAAUGUAACAUAUGAUUCAUAUCACCGCAAAACAGUGAGUUGGAUGGUCGAUAUUGAACGUAGAAAUUCUAUAAACGAUCAAUCUCAGUUUACAUCUGGUAUUUUAGCAGAUGUAUUAGAUGAGGAUAAACGAUUGGAGAUGAUUUCUUGCAUUGUGGCAAAUACCGCACCAACAAUAACCUAUCGGCAAAAAGUCCUACUUGAUGGACGCAGUGAAAAAUUAAAAUCAGAGUUUCCGAUACCAUUACAUAGCAAAUGUAUAACGUCAAAAAUAAACAAAACAUUCUAUUAUGGACCAAAAAUAUUCAAUACAUUAAUAAAAGAUAGAUCGCAAAGUAUUAUUCAGCGUUUAUCUAAUAGAUUGUAUUUAUCAAAAAGAAAUGUUGGGAGUGAGGAAAAUCUUGCUUGUUAUUGUAACAAUAUACCCUCAAAAAGCUCUUUACUGAUUUGUGAAAUGUGUGGUGAAGCCCAGCAUAAAAAGUGUGUGGUGUAUGAUCCAAGAACGGAAGGAGGGCUGCCAUAUUUGUGUUCCAGUUGUUGGACAUUCAAUGAUCCCAUUCAAUGUAGAGCUACACUAAUCGUUGUUCCAGACAAUUGUUUGGAACUGUGGAAUCAAGACAUUAAGAGAAUUGUUAGUCCAGCAUUAAAGUGUUUUGUCUACAAUGGACUCCAAUCAUGUAAUUUUAUACAACCAACUAUUUUUAAUAACUAUGAUGUAGUUCUUAUUUCAUAUAGUAAAAUAGAAAAGGAAUUAAAAUAUGGACUAUAUUAUGUCGAUGAAAAUCAAGUAACCACUGGCUUGCGGUGGUUUAAAAAAUACCCCAAAUCUCCACUGCUUUGCAUAAACUGGUGGAGGAUAUGUCUAGAUCAACCACAAUCGUACAACAAAAACAUUGAAAAAAUAUUGACAAAUCUUUUGCCUUUAAGAUCAGGGCAUAAAUGGAUAUUGCCUGGAGCAUUAAUACAAGAUUCACCACAAGAUUUUUUUAGUAUUGUGAAGUACUUGAAUUUAUUAGGUGAUAAAUUUGAUGAUAUCGAUUUUAUUCAGGCGGUAAAAGAAAAAAAGGAAGAUUUGAUUAUUUGGAUUUCAAAAUUUGUAUGGUCUAAUUUAAUAAGAAAUAUCCAUUUAGAAUUGAAUUUACCAUUUCCAAUUCAUGAAAUUCAUUGGUUGAGUUUUCCACCAAUCGAAAACUAUUUUUAUAAAAAUUGUGAACGGUUCUAUGCUUCAUACAUAAAAAACAAAGGAAAUUCUGCUUUGAUGAAUAAACUAAUGGAUGUUGAUGGAGAUACAAAACUGGAUAUUGUUGGAGCUAUUUUAAUUUUACUAGAAGCAUGUGUAGUGCCAACGAUUCGUGGUGAAGAAAUGUUGAACAUAAAUGGAACUUUUGGGUUAAGAUAUACGUUAGAAGAGAGAAAAGUCAAGUAUCAUGGUGAAUGCAACACAUUGUUGCAUCAGUGGGCUGAAUGUCUGACAAAUUUGGCCGAGGUGCACACCUUUGUUCUAAAUAAGAGUGGAUAUUAUAUGGACCUUGUUGUAACUGACUUAAUGCAACUAAUGAAUAAUUUCUACAAAAGCACCUUUACAAUUGGAACAGAUUACGAGUUACUCGAAAUGGUUUUUAAAUUUAUCAAUCUUCUCAAAGAAAAUGCUUCUGUUAAACUCAGAUUUCCUGACAUUGCUCGAUAUUACUUGGAAAAUGCAAUUAUAGAUUUGGAGUCAAAUAUUUUAAAAGUUCACCCAAUUAAUAUUCUUAAAAAGCGAAAUAUCCUACGACGGAAGUUAUUCGAGACAAGUGAUAUGACUGAAAAAUUUAAUUCACUUAAACAUAAUUAUUGGUGGAUUAAGAUGUUGGAAUGUAUUUCAUCACCGUUAGAUUUUUUAAUGGAAGUUAAAACAACUAUAGAUAAUAAUCUCAAAUCUUCUAUACCGAACAUUGUGAAUAAAUUGAAAUCAUUGGACGAUGUUAAUUUUACUCUAACUAAUUGGCUAACAGAUACCAUAACAACUAGAAAUAGUCUGGUGUCAACUUAUAGAACAUUAGAUAGAAACUCCCGUGGCAAUAUCGUUGAAUAUUGUUGUGCUAAAGCUUUUUGUACUACAGGAAAUGAAUGCUUACUUUGUCAGUUUGAACAUAAAUUACAUCAUUAUAAGAGAUUAUUAUUUAAUGAUAAUAUUGAAAACAUCGAUGAAAAUAUCAUUAAAAAUCUUAAUGAAAGUAAUCGAGAACAAACUGUAUCCCAAUAUGAAAUUUUAUUAAGGAGCUUAAUUUUGUGUGAAAACAACAAUAGUGUGACUGAUGAUUAUAUAAAAAAAGCAACUGAACAUAUGGAGAUUCUAAACAUACUUAGUUCAGAAUUUCUUUGUAUGUGGAACCUAUGGCUUAGCCUUGAUAAAUAUAAGAAUUCUUGCAAACAAAUUAUUAAAGCUAAGUCAAAACCCACAGUUGAUGAUGUUUUAGCUAAAAUCCAAGAACCUGGUAAACAUACAACUAAAAAAAAAAAGAUGAAAGUUAAUGUCGCUGAUCCUAAAAGUGCUGAGAUUACCGACUUGUUGACAGAACGUUUGAAAGAAUUGAAAUCAAAGAAUUCAUUUUACUUUGAAAAAUUAAAAACCAGACAUAAAUCUCUUAUGGCCUUACAGAUGAUACCACCUUAUAGUAAUUCAAAUUCUACUUUUUAUUCGUGUGAUGCUUGUGAUUCUAUAAUGAAUGAACAUUUAUUAUUAAACUGUGGUCAUUGCGUAUGCAAUAAAUGUUUCAUAGAAGAAUGUGAUGCUACAUAUUCAAUCCAAUUGAGUUGCCCGAAAUGUUUUCUUAUAUAUUCAAUGAAAGAUAUGGAGCGCAUUAAAGAGUAUCAUGAUUUUGGGGUCCAACUGAAUGGAUCCUAUUGUAUCAAAUUAGAAAGUAUAGUUUCUAAGUUAAAAGAAUUUAUAACUAUAGAUGAAUAUAGUAAAGUCGUAAUUUUCUCGUCUUUUAAAACAUCGUUGGAUUGCCUUUCUUCAGCGUUAAGCCUAAAUUCUAUACAUUUUAUGAAAUUAGAUUCGGAAAGUUCAAAUAGUACUACUAUCCUAAACACCUUUGAGAAUUCAAAACAUAUGACAACAAUAUUAAUCAAUUUAAAUGUGGAAUUGAAUUAUUUGAAAUUAAACUUUGCAACAAGAGUAUUUUUUAUGGAACCAAUUAUGGACAAAUCAUUUGAGAAUAAAAUUGUGGAUCAAAUAUGUAGUAAACGAAUAUUACCAACAUAUGUACAUCAUUUCAUCAUUAAAGAUUCUAUCGAAGAAAAAAUCUCAAAAACAUUUACCAAUAAUGACACUUCAUUAGGUAUGGAUCUCACUCUAGGUCAACUAGCAGAAUUACUUAUAAAUGAAACAGAUCUACAAAUUGAUUAAAUAUUAACAGAUAAUAACAUACUAUCAAUACUAUAUAAAUUCAAUGUUUUUAUUGUAUUUUAUUGUUAUGAAUUAACAUACA